Messenger RNA from Aspergillus fischeri NRRL 181, 246 nucleotides. RefSeq lists its product as uncharacterized. The record is from RefSeq and is a predicted model, not a curated record. NCBI's taxonomy places the organism in Eukaryota, Fungi, Ascomycota, Eurotiomycetes, Eurotiales, Aspergillaceae. The transcript is spliced from 2 exons. Bases 1 to 246 code for a protein of 81 amino acids.
AUGUCGUACAAGCGGAUUCGAGAAAAAGGAAUGAAUGAAGUUGUCUUUGCGACAUAUCUUCAUUCACAUGGGAAGAUUAAGGUCUUGGACAGUACCUUCAAGAGAUCGACCCUCAACAUCAUCCAAUACUAUGGCAACUCAAAGGGAUUAUUGUAUUCUGCCAAGUCCACUUUUUCCGGACAAUUACUGAAGCUGUUGGGAGUGUUGCUCGAGGUACAGGAGUUUGGAGCCGUAUGGCUAAUUUAA